Larimichthys crocea (large yellow croaker) is the source of this 1891-nucleotide messenger RNA. Its product is annotated as homeodomain-interacting protein kinase 3-like. The transcript is spliced from 11 exons. The record is from RefSeq and is a predicted model, not a curated record. Gene Ontology annotation, cellular component: cytoplasm; nucleus. Gene Ontology annotation, biological process: peptidyl-threonine phosphorylation; peptidyl-serine phosphorylation. Gene Ontology annotation, molecular function: ATP binding; protein serine/threonine kinase activity; protein tyrosine kinase activity. Lineage: Eukaryota; Metazoa; Chordata; Actinopteri; Sciaenidae. The coding region runs from base 213 to 1634 and encodes 473 amino acids.
ACUGAUUCCACACAGAACACACAUUAAAGUGAUAGAAUAUGACAUCAUAAGGACAUUUCAGAACUCCUGGAACACAAGAAGCCUUGAAGUGACUUACUUUGUCAGUUUCCUGUAUACACAUGGACAGAGUGGAGAAGACGAGUGGAAGAUAAAUCAACCUUUCAACCAACCUUACAUACUUUUGGAAAUCUUUUCUGGAAAAUACCUUCGCGAUGGAAAAUUUAUCAUCCAGUUUAUCUUACAGCCCCAUCAACAGCAGCUAUCUUAGUGCUAAGUACCCGUUACCCAAUAACUAUAAGCUGGUGUCAUAUCUGGGUGGUGGAGGCUUUGGAGAUGUGCUCAAAUGUAUUAAAAAGGACACCAAUGAAACAGUUGCUGUAAAGUGCUCUAAAGCUCAAUAUAGCACCAGCUUCAACAAUGAAUUGACUCUAAUGAGACUCCUCAUGUGGAAGAAGCUGGACAAGUCCAACAUUGUCCGGUUUAUUGACUCGUUCACACUGAUGGACAAGAGACCCGCACUUGUCUUUGAGAUGCUGGAUGUGACUCUGAAGGACUACUUUUAUGACCAGCGGAACUUUAAACCUCUGCACUUACAUGAAAUCAGGAGUAUUAUGCAACAGCUGGGCACAGCGUUACACGCCCUGAAGAGCAUUGGAGUGAUCCAUUCAGAUAUCAAGAUGGACAACAUAAUGUUGGUGAACUGUGAAGAGCAGCCCCUCAGGGUGAAGCUCAUAGACUUUGGACUGGCUUUUUCAACCUACAAAGUUAAGCAGGGUGCCAUGCACCAAACAAAGCACUACAGAUCUCCAGAAAUUUAUUUGGGACUUCCCUUUUCAGAAGCCAUCGACAUGUGGUCUUUAGGCAUUGUGAUGGCCAACAUAUUAGUUGGAGAUACGCUCUUCCCUGGUUGUAGUGAAUAUAAUGUAAUGGAAUGCAUGGUCGAUCUCUUGGGUCUCCCUCCAGACCACCUUCUGAAUGCUGGAAGACACUCAGAAAUAUAUUUCUUUAAAACAGUUUACGGUCAAUGGAGACUGAAGACACACGGUGAGUAUUGGGGAAUCUUGCCCUAUCCUGGUGACUACAGAGCCUAUCAGUUCCGCAGCCUGGACGACGUGGAAAAGUUGCCCUUGACGAACCUGAGAGUGGCAGAUGCUGAAGAAAAGAUGCAAUGCAUCGCCCUGCUGAAGGCAAUGCUUCAGAUAGAUGCCAGUGUGAGGAUUACCCCCAGUCAACUCCUUAAACAUCCAUUUAUCAGAAGGAGCACCCACCACCAUGACUCUUUCUGGAGUUGCGGCACAGGCGUCGGAUCAACUUCAUCAUAUCCACGUUUCAUCAAGGUGCGGCCUGCACCACCUGAUUGCCGCUACGUGGCAGAUGAUGUCCUCUCAGAGAGUGAGCCUAGGUCAGUGCAGUCCCCCGAUGGAUUUACAAGUGACUUCUCUCCGGCUCCCUUUUCACCUGAGGACAUAAACAUGAAGCAAGAAGACAGUGACAGCACAUCUGACGAAGACUUCUCCCUCGAGAUGAAGACCAGGAAGGAGAAGAAGAAAAAGAAGAAGAAUAGCUUCAAGCGCUUUUUCUGUUGGCUGAAGAAUACAUUCAGCUGCAUCACUGCCAACAAUGAUGAGGGCUGAAUCCCUCAUAGGGCAGCACGGUGGUCACCAUUGUGUGCGGAGUUUACAUGUUCUCCCUGUGUCUGUGUGGGUUUUCUCCGGGCACUCCGGUUUCCUCCCACAAAAAAACAAAAACAUGCAAAAAACCGCUGGACAGAAUAGAAUACAAUGUAAUUAGACAACACUGGGGAACAAUUUGAAAAAAAAAUUCUGUUGAGUUAGAUUUGUAUGCUGAUUAAAACUAAAAUUGGCAUACUGAUUCCAAAAUUGCAGUAAGU